Molecule: messenger RNA, 1410 nt
Organism: Rotaria sp. Silwood1
Lineage: Eukaryota; Metazoa; Rotifera; Eurotatoria; Philodinida; Philodinidae
Source: the annotation of a GenBank genome assembly
AUGUCGUCGAUAUCAGCUGGUGGUGGUUCAUUUACAAAUCUUAAUCCUUCUCUUCCUCAACAACCGAUACGACCUAAUCCACAAACAAAUCCUUCGUCUACAAAUAUUGUAGCACCUUCAUCAAAUGACAUACCUCUUCCAACCUAUGAUACCAACGAUCCACGAGCAAUACUCAAAGCAUUAAUUCGUUUUAUAAUGCGUACAUUUUAUGAUAUUCCAAAAUCUCUUGUUAUUGAAUAUAUUUUUCAUCAUGAACGAAUAAAACAACAAGAUUUAGCUGAUCGUUUAUGUUUAGAUCCUAAAACAGUUCGUUCAUAUAUUCAAGAAUUUAAACGUGAUAAAUUUAUAAUCGAAGAUCAUCGUCUUGAAUCAAAUGAUGGUACAACUGGUCGACGUAAUCAAGAUCAAUAUUAUUAUAAAAUUGAUACAACAACAUUUAUUAAUGUUGUUAAAUAUCGUUUAAUUAAAAUGCAAAGUUAUGUAGAAAAUUUAGAGCGACAACAAACAUAUACACAAUCAAAUUAUAAAUGUGAACAAUGUUCAAAAGAAUAUACUGAAUUAGAUAUGUUAAAAUUAUAUGAUUCAACACAAAAUGCAUUAAUAUGUCUAUUAUGUGGUGGUAAUGUACAUGAAGAUGUUGAAAUAAAUGAAACAACAACAACAAAUAGACAAACAGCUAAUAUGAGUUUAUUUAAUGAACAAAUGCAACCAUUAUUUCAAAUACUUAAACGUAUUGAUGAAAUUAUGACCAAUGAUCAACAAAUGAAAAAUUCAACUGAUCAAGAUAUUUUUCAACAAAAUGGAAAUUCAUCAACAAUAAAUCAUCAUAUUAAUAAAGAAACAAUAUCAUUAAAUACACAUCGUUCACAAGCAUCAACUGUAUUUGAUCGUACAGCUACACUAAAUCAUGAUAUACAAAUAAUUAUUGAAAAAGAUGAUGAUGAUCAAUAUUCACAAAUGGAUAUUGAUGAAACAAGUAAUACAACAGAUUCAAUUAUAUCAUCAUCACGUGGUCCUGGAAAACCAGGUAAAAAAUCAACAAAAACAACACAAUCAACAGCUGAAGUUGCAACACAACCAUUAUCAACAAAAAUGAAAUUAACUAAUAAAAAAGUACCAUAUGAACCAAAACCAUUACCACAUUGGUUUGUUCAUUCAACGGUUUUUGUUGAUCAAGAUGAAGAACAUCGUUUACAUAAUUCAUCAUUACAUUCAACAACACAUUCAACAAGUAUUUCCCGUCAAUUAUCAAAUCAAAAAUUAAUGAAAUCAACAACUAUACAUGAUAUUAAACAAAUGUUACUUGUUCAUGAAUCACGAAGGAAAAAAAAUUUAACAUUAGCAACUAUGGAAGAUUCAUCAAGUCCACCAACACCAUUACAAAUGACAAAAAUAACUGAUUCACAAUAG